Messenger RNA from Apiotrichum porosum, 852 nucleotides. RefSeq lists its product as uncharacterized. Gene Ontology annotation, molecular function: structural constituent of ribosome. The record is from RefSeq and is a predicted model, not a curated record. The transcript is spliced from 6 exons. Gene Ontology annotation, biological process: translation. NCBI's taxonomy places the organism in Eukaryota, Fungi, Basidiomycota, Tremellomycetes, Trichosporonales, Trichosporonaceae. The coding region runs from base 1 to 852 and encodes 283 amino acids. Gene Ontology annotation, cellular component: ribosome; mitochondrial large ribosomal subunit.
AUGAAGCACGGCCUCAAGCUGCGAAAGCUCGGGCGUACAUCAUCCCAUCGUUAUGCCCUCCUCAGGAACCUCGUCUCCGCCCUCCUCCACCAUGAAAUGAUCAAGACCACCUUGCCAAAGGCCAAGGAGGCCGCCCGCAUGGCCGAAAAGAUCAUCACCCUCGGCAAGCGCAAGACCUCGCCGGCCGUCCGUUCGGCCCAGGCCUUCCUCAUGCCCCCUCACCACUACGGCGAGUCGUCGACCCCGCUCGUCCAGCCUGUCCCCAGGCCCGCUGCCGCCAUCGAGGGCCGCACCUUUGACGACGUCGAUGCCGAGACUUUUGUUCCCCCUACCUCCCUCCUCCCCAAGCUCUUCUCCACCCUCGCCGAGCGCUACGAGGAUCGUCCCGGUGGCUACACCCGUAUCCACAGGUUUGGCCGCCGUCCUGGAGACAACGCGCCCGUGGCUAUUGUGACACUGGUGGACGGACCCAAGGACCUCAAGUUUGAAAUGACCGCGCGUGCCGUCGCCCGUGAGACUGCCGAGUUCGACCAGGUCGACCUUGAGACUGUCGCUCUCCGCCCGAACACCAAGCGUGCGGUUGAGCAGGUUCUCAAGUACCGUUCGGAGGAGGACAAGGGCGCGUGGAACGAGAGGAUUGGCGAGCACAAGGCGAACCUCAUCAACGAGGGCCUGGCUCUUGGCCAUCGCCGCCAAGCCCCUCCCGCCGACGCUUGUCGGGCAUGGACGUCGCCCCACACCGGUCUCGGUCUCGCGCGUGGUACUCUUGGUCGCCGCUCCCCCGCGGUUGCUCCCAAGCCCCGCUUUGCCGCCGAGGAGGAGGGUGCCGACAUCAACACCGUGGACAAGUAG